This is a messenger RNA of Magnolia sinica, 1736 nucleotides long. Its product is annotated as protein DETOXIFICATION 42-like. Gene Ontology annotation, biological process: transmembrane transport. The record is from RefSeq and is a predicted model, not a curated record. The coding region runs from base 47 to 1612 and encodes 521 amino acids. The transcript is spliced from 13 exons. Lineage: Eukaryota; Viridiplantae; Streptophyta; Magnoliopsida; Magnoliales; Magnoliaceae. Gene Ontology annotation, cellular component: membrane. Gene Ontology annotation, molecular function: antiporter activity; xenobiotic transmembrane transporter activity.
CCUUGUGCCUUGUAGAAUCCUUUUCACAUAAAGGUGGUUAUUACAAAUGGACGGCCCCCUUAUGGGCAAGGAUACUAGUACCUAUCAGUCCAGAAAUGGAAGGAAGACGCCUUUUCAUAUUUUUCUCAACGAUGCAAGGCUCAUUUUCAAGAGGGAUGAGCUAGGCCUGGAGAUAGCUCAGAUUGCACUCCCUGCGGCACUGGCUUUGGCAGCUGACCCUAUUGCUUCUCUAGUUGACACGGCAUUCAUUGGCCAUAUAGGUCCAGUGGAGCUUGCUGCCGUAGGAGUUUCCAUUGCUGUAUUUAAUCAAGUAUCAAGGGUUGCUAUCUUCCCACUUGUUAGCGUUACAACAUCAUUUGUUGCAGAGGAAGAUGCUGCGUGUAAGAUGAUGAGCACUGAAGAACGAGGAAAUGAAAAUCUGGAAGAGGCUUUACCUUUAAGCAGUGAAAUGAAAAACUUGCCUUCACAUCUUGAUUCUGGCAACAAUGAGUACCACCCGUUCAUUGCUUUUGAAAAUCAAAAUAUGGCAGAAAGCAGGUAUGAGAGAAGGUAUAUACCGUCGGUGUCUUCAGCACUGGUUAUUGGUGGAGUGCUUGGUGUUCUACAAGCUGUUCUCCUCAUUUUUGCUGCAAAGCCUCUCUUAAACUUCAUGGGCGUGCAGUCAGAUUCCCCAAUGCUAAACCCUGCACAACAGUACUUGACAUUAAGGUCCCUUGGUGCUCCUGCUGUUCUUUUAUCAUUGGCCAUGCAAGGGGUUUUUCGAGGAUUUAAGGAUACAAAAACUCCUCUGUAUGCUACAGUGGCAGGGGACCUGACAAAUAUCAUUCUAGACCCGAUUUUUAUGUUCGUCUUCCGCUUAGGUGUCAGUGGUGCAGCCAUUGCCCAUGUUAUUUCUCAGUACCUGAUGUCACUGAUACUGUUAUUGAAAUUAAUGGAAAAGGUCGAUGUCUUGCCCCCAAGUAUCAAAGAUCUUCAAUUUAGUCGGUUUCUUAAAAAUGGCUCUCUAUUGCUAGUGAGGGUGGUAGCUGUAACAUUCUGCGUAACCCUGGCAGCAUCAAGGGCUGCACGUCAGGGCCCGAUCUGCAUGGCAGCAUUCCAAAUCUGCUUACAGAUUUGGUUGACGACAUCUCUUCUAGCUGAUGGAUUGGCUGUUGCUGCUCAGGCAAUACUCGCAUCUGCAUUCGCCAGAAAUGAUCGUGACAAGGCCAUGGCCACCACAUCCCGAGUAUUGCAGUUGAGUCUGGUUAUGGGAUUGUCUCUGGCUGCAUUUCUUGGGAUCGGCUUGCAAUUUGCAUGGAGAUUAUUUACAAAGGACGUCAAAGUGAUGCAACUCAUGCGUAUAGGCAUUCCGUUUGUAGCUGCUACCCAACCGAUUAAUGCCGUGGCAUUUGUUUUUGAUGGGAUCAACUUUGGAGCUUCGGAUUUUGCAUAUUCUGCUCAUUCGAUGAUCAUCGUAGCAAUUCUCAGCAUUGUCUGCCUGUUUCUUCUGUCAUCAAGCUACGGUUUCGUCGGAAUAUGGAUAGCUCUGACCAUCUAUAUGAGCAUGCGCAUGUUCGCUGGUUUUGGGAGGAUAGGGAGUGCAAGUGGACCUUGGAAGUUCCUCCGGAAUUGAUAUUUUCGUUCUGUUGAGUGAAAAAUUCCCAAGCCCUUUUGUGUUACAUAACCCACUACUAACCAUUAUAUUUCUUGUAUUAUAAUUAAUAGAAAGAAACAAAGAGAAAGAAAGGCUGUUUUCU